UAACAGUAUAAAUUUGUUUAUCACGUAAUAUCCGUAUUUAUAGAAUAAGAGCGGUAAUGCUUUAUCCGUUGGUAUGAAAGUUCCGCUAGUGUAAAAUCGCUAGAUACUAACCUAAAAGUCGAAACAUAGCAUAGACGAAAAUCAGUCUGUACAUACAUGACUGUACAUUCGACAAGCUAGUGUGGUUAAACGUGUGUCGUGGCAAUUAUGACUCAGUUAAUAAGGGACGCUGCUCACUUAUUGUUCACAGAUGAAUGUUUGGAGGAAUACUUUGAUGACUUCAAUUUCUUACACGUGGGAUGCUUCAAAGCGACACUCAGCAAAGUUCUCGGCUUCGGAAUCAUUGGCGGAUCUCUCCUCGUGAAAGUACCACAAAUUGUAAAAAUCCUUCAGAGUAAAAAUGCCAAAGGUAUUAAUAUAUUCAGCGUGUUAUUGGAUCUCUUUGCUAUUACCGCAAUGGUAUCUUACAGCUUCAUUAGUGGCUUUCCAUUUAGUGCCUGGGGAGAUGGAGUUUUUCUAGGAGUACAAACUUUAACUAUCGCAGUUUUAGUGAUGUAUUACAGUGGUAAUACUGCCCAAGCAAGUGCAUUUGUUGCCGCUUAUUUAGCAGUAUUAUUUGCUGCUCUAAGCGGUUUAACUCCAGUGAGUGUUCUUUGGACUUGUCAGGCAAUGAAUAUACCCAUUGUUCUUAUCAGUAAGUUUAUGCAAGCCUCCACAAAUUACUCAAAUGGAAGUACUGGUCAACUGUCAGCAGUUACUGGUUUUAUGCUAUUCUUUGGAUCCCUAGCAAGAAUAUUUACAUCUAUUCAAGAAACAGGAGACAAGAUAAUGAUAUCAAUGUACAUAUGUUCUACACUUGCAAAUGCAGUGUUAGCUUUUCAAAUUUUGUACUAUUGGAAUGUAGAUGUAACAAAGGAAGAGAAACCAAAGAAGGUCCAAUAAGUAAAUUAUUAUGUAAUUUGUAUGUUACUGAUGUCAGAAUGAAAAAUAGUAUAUUAACACAAAACAUAAAAAUGAGAGAAGAUAACCAAACAAUUAACAUUCUGAUAUUACAGUUUUCGAAUAGAUAAACAAUUUAUUUUCACGAACUAAUAUUUCCUAAAGAGCCAUGCCACUUUUGUAGCAAAAAAGGUAGGAACUGUUUUAAUACAUUUAUAAUUUAAACUCUGAAAAGGUUCUAACGAAGAAAUUGUAGUAUAAUGAAUUUGUUGUUGCGUUAAUUAAAUUUUAUUGGACGCAGUUUGCGUAUACCAGAGACAAGUGUAGUAAAAAAAAUUUUUACGUCUCGUAAUUUCUAAUCUCUUUGAAUUAACAAAACAUUGUACGUCAAACAAUGGAGAAUGCAAUACUAAUAAUAUUACUCAAGUUUAAAUUUUCAAAUACUGUAAUAUUGACUAUAAACUACUUAUGACCAAUAUUUUUAUCACACAAAACCGGCAAAUAAAGAUACAAUGUAAAAAU
Molecule: messenger RNA, 1461 nt
Organism: Hylaeus anthracinus
Lineage: Eukaryota; Metazoa; Arthropoda; Insecta; Hymenoptera; Colletidae
Product: mannose-P-dolichol utilization defect 1 protein homolog
Exons: 5
Coding region: 208-942 (244 amino acids)
Biological process (GO): oligosaccharide biosynthetic process
Source: RefSeq, a predicted model, not a curated record